AUGAACAAUCAGUACGUUCGCCGGGAGAUCUUCUGCGGGCAUACCUGUCACGAGCUCAAGCGCUUCUGGGAAAGGGAAAUCGGAAAACAAACUUAUUACCGGGAGUCAGAGGAAUACCGCCUGGGAAGGAGUGCAUUGAGAAGGCUCCGAGAAGAAUGGAAGCAGAGACUGGAAACAAAGCUGAGACUAAGGAACAACCCAGAUGAGACUGAGAAACGGGCCAGUGUUGGCCGGGAGCUUCUUGCUUCACUGACACAGGAGGAUUCGGGGCACUGA
Molecule: messenger RNA, 276 nt
Organism: Suncus etruscus (white-toothed pygmy shrew)
Lineage: Eukaryota; Metazoa; Chordata; Mammalia; Eulipotyphla; Soricidae
Gene: FAM240A
Product: family with sequence similarity 240 member A
Exons: 2
Coding region: 1-276 (91 amino acids)
Source: RefSeq, a predicted model, not a curated record